Messenger RNA from Suillus paluster, 594 nucleotides. RefSeq lists its product as uncharacterized. Lineage: Eukaryota; Fungi; Basidiomycota; Agaricomycetes; Boletales; Suillaceae. The transcript has 5 exons. The coding region runs from base 1 to 594 and encodes 197 amino acids. The record is from RefSeq and is a predicted model, not a curated record.
AUGGGCCAGUUAUUCCAGCGUCUGGCUCGCGCGCACCCUGGGCUUGUGUAUGAACUCCGUGAUUAUUUCAGAAAAGUGUAUCCUGCGAAAUAUGUUGCUGUCAAGGUUCUUACAGUCAACGCGACCGCAGAUCACAAAGAUGAAGCUAUCACUCGCCUCCUUCAAGAAACACCAUCCGCCACAUAUGAACCUCGUUUUUCUCCCGAAAUUUCUGCCGAUUCUAUUAUCAAAGUCAAGUCGCAGCCGCUCCUUAAUUUCGGUCCUCGAGAAGACGCGAGCAACCUCGAGUUAGUGAUCUCGCAUUUGAACGACGAUUUCUCAUGCAUCCCAUCAACAGCAAUACCCGCCAAAGAGCACCUACCAGAACAGGUCCAACCCAUUCUCCUCCGUGCGCCAGAAGUUAUUCUUUGUCGCGCGUGGUCUACUCCCAUCGACAUUUGCGCAAUCGAAAGUUGUCCCCGACCAUAUAAUGUCAUGGACGAGCAGGACAUUUUCCCUGCUGCUGCCUUCAUUCGGAGGUGUUUGACUAUUGAUCCCAACACACGACCUACCGCUUUGGAGCUACUAGAUGACGAGUGGCCUAAGAACACGUGA